AUGGGCGGCAAAGUCUGGUCCAAGGAGGAGGAGAAGAUCUUCUGGCGCGAUAUCAUCCCCUUCUCGCCGAAGCGCCUCGGUAUCGACAGGGCGAACCCGGAGAAGACAUGGACUGCCCUCGCCGUCGAUAUGACCGAAAUCAUGAACGAAAUCCAAGCCGACUCUGGCGAAGAGCCUCGCCGCAACUAUACUUACCUGAGAAAGCUGACAGUCCCAGUUGAACAUUUCUUUCAGAAUGCGAGAAACAAGAACUACUCGCCGUUUGCGCACUACUAUGCCCGGCGUUACAUUGAGCAAGAGCAAGAGGACAUCUGCAACGGCCUCGCCGUGGCCCCUGAUGUCCGGCCCUCUGCCAGAGACCGUAUGCUCCCCCCUUCCCACCGCACGAAGUCGAACGCCGUUUCCACCAUUCGCCGUGUCGAUGCGUCGAGCGCGGCUCGUAAGCCGGCGGCCAAGAUCACCAAGGCUUCGAUAAGCAUCACCAAGAAGGUUACCAAGGAGUUGAAGACGAAUGUUGAGAAUGCCUUCAGCCGCCUCAACGACAAUUUUCACGAGAUGGCCGACCUGAAGCAAUCCGUCAACUACAGCGUCAACAGCAACGAGAAGGGCUUGGCACAACUGGCCAGCGCAGCAAGCGCAGCAAAUAUGUUGAACAUCAAGACGAAGAUUAACGCUUUUGCGCAGAAGGCCAACGCACUUCCCGGCGUUAAGCAGGCAAUCAACCAUGUCUGGGGCCGAGAGAUUGACACCGGGUAUGUUGCGCAGGCCCCGACACCCAACUAG
Lasiosphaeria miniovina is the source of this 783-nucleotide messenger RNA. RefSeq lists its product as uncharacterized. The transcript is spliced from 3 exons. Bases 1 to 783 code for a protein of 260 amino acids. NCBI's taxonomy places the organism in Eukaryota, Fungi, Ascomycota, Sordariomycetes, Sordariales, Lasiosphaeriaceae. The record is from RefSeq and is a predicted model, not a curated record.